Molecule: messenger RNA, 1093 nt
Organism: Brienomyrus brachyistius
Lineage: Eukaryota; Metazoa; Chordata; Actinopteri; Osteoglossiformes; Mormyridae
Product: phospholysine phosphohistidine inorganic pyrophosphate phosphatase
Exons: 7
Coding region: 28-846 (272 amino acids)
Biological process (GO): dephosphorylation
Cellular component (GO): cytosol
Molecular function (GO): phosphatase activity; inorganic diphosphate phosphatase activity
Source: RefSeq, a predicted model, not a curated record
AUCGCUCACAAGCAGCAGGGUCUCGCCAUGGCCGAAACGGACUGGAAACAUGCUAUACGCGACCUGAAAGGCGUUCUGUUAGACAUGUGCGGCGUUUUGUAUGACAGCGGGGAGGGAGACGGCGUGGCUAUUGAUGGGUCGAUAGAAGCGGUGAAAAGGCUCAAAGCGUCGGACCUGCAGCUGCGCUUCUGCACCAACGAGACCCAGGCCACACGGGAGAAGUUCGUGGCAAAGCUGGGGCGCUUGGGCUUCGACAUCUGCGUGGACGAAGUCUUCUCCCCAGCACCUGCGGCCGUGACCAUCCUGAAGGAGCGCGGCCUGAGGCCCCACCUGCUGGUGCACAACGAUGUGGUGCCUGAGUUUGAAACAGUGGAGAAGACUGACCCAAACUGUGUGAUUAUUGGUGAUGCUGCUGACAGCUUCUCCUACCAGAACCUAAACAAAGCCUUUCAGGUCCUCAUUGGGCUAGAGACACCAGUGCUGUUCUCCCUGGGAAGAGGGCGCUACUACAAGGAAAUGGAUGGUCUGAAGCUGGAUGUAGGAGCUUACAUGAAGGCCCUUGAGUAUGCCUGUGAUGUGGAGGCGGAGGUUGUGGGAAAGCCUUCCCCAGUGUUUUUCCAGAGUGUUCUGGCGGACAUGGGAAUCCAGCCCAGCCAGGCCUUGAUGAUUGGUGAUGACCUGGUGAAUGACGUGGGCGGGGCCCAGAGCUGUGGAAUGCGUGGGCUCCUCGUGAAGACGGGCAAGUACAGGCCGAGCGACGAGAGUCACCCCACGGUAAAGGCUGACGGCUGUGUGGACAACCUGGCUGAAGCGGUGGACAUCCUCCUGAAGCACCGGGGGCAGUGACCCCACCACCAGCCCCACUCACAGACAUCCAGCUUCCUCCCCAGGACAGAGACUAACCUGGAACCUGCACACCCAGCUUGGGGACUAAACACCGUGAUCCUAAUCAAUGGGCGAAAUAAUGUGACACUACACCGUCGGUCUAACCAAAUGUAUGAAGGAAGGUUGGGUGGAACCAGUACGCCUUAACGACCUUAGAUGUUAACAAAAUGGGGAGGAGCAGGGGGAAAAAAUAAAAAUUUGAUACCUA